This is a messenger RNA of Arachis duranensis, 450 nucleotides long. RefSeq lists its product as uncharacterized. NCBI's taxonomy places the organism in Eukaryota, Viridiplantae, Streptophyta, Magnoliopsida, Fabales, Fabaceae. The transcript has 2 exons. The record is from RefSeq and is a predicted model, not a curated record. Bases 1 to 450 code for a protein of 149 amino acids.
AUGGCUAGAAAUUUUGAUGAUAUAUUUAAUGAGGUUUUGUAUGGCAAAAGAAGACGGCAAGAUAACACACUCAUAGAUAAUUGGAUCGAUGAGUAUUUACUCGAAGAUUCAGAAGAAGAAGAUAUCGAUAGAUGCCCUAUCCCAAUUACUCGUAGAUGGAUCAACAGAGAUCGAGAAGCAGAACAUGAUCGCCUUUUCCAAGAUUACUUUGCAGAUGAACAGAUGGUUGAUGCAACUGGAAGAAGAGGCUUGUCGCCACUUCAGAAAUGUACCGCUGCGAUACGAAUGUUAGCAUAUGGCGUAGCAGCUGAUGCUAUUGAUGAUUAUGUGUGCAUAGGCGAGAGCACUACAAUUGAAUGUUUGGAAAAAUUUGUUGAAGGUGUCAUUUCCGUGUUCCAGGAUGAAUACUUGCGAAAACCCAAUCCAAAUGACGUACAACGCCUGCUAUAA